AUGCUGGAAGAAAUAACUGGUAUGUUUUUGUCAUUAUUUUCGCUUUUCGUCAACGCAACAACACGCGUAUCUUUAGGAAGACAUCAACCAGGGGUUGAUGAUGACAGAUGGCAACCAUACAUCAAUGAAGAAUACGAGAACUUUCAUACCAACGAACAGUUAAGCUCAGUCUUGGUUAAUGGAAGAAGAACAGAUUAUACAAGGCUUGAUGGUGCUUCGUCUGGACGGAGGAGCUAUUGGGAGUCGAUUCGGAGAAGUUUAUGGACAACUCUGACUAUUACGUGCGCUAUGUUCGUACCAACGGCUUUCACACUGGCCUUUCUUUAUAUCGAUUUAAACACAACGGAUCUUUGUUUGGAGUGGCAGUAUCACAAUAACACUUUACCAUUUUCUGUAAAACGACUUCGCGUCAUCGGUGACAGUGUUGAAGCGGUGAUAACCAAUCUUUGGUUUCCGUUGACAAUGGUAGUUGUAUUUGGAUGGAAAGAGUUUAAGCUGAGGUUUAUGUCCACCUUUUACGUCGCUUUUAUCUUCGGAGAAACGGUAGUAAUUUAUUACUUAUUUUUGCUAGUAUUUGGUGUCUAUGAUACGAGCGUGUAUUACAGAAUUCCUGCAAAUGUACUGUUUUUUUCUGGCAUAAUUUGCUGUAGCUUUGUUAUCCUUCGCAAUAUUCGAGCGAACCGAUCGUGCAAUUAUACAUUGUCCUAUUCUAACUGUCGUAUUUUGGCUUUAGUUUCGAUGGAGCUCAUCGUAUCUUCCAUAUUCGCAUUUAUCUACAGAUACUCUAUAGUGCCUUUUUUUAAUAGCCUAAAACAAGAAAAUUGCAAAUUCAUGGUGGCUGCGAUCGCACCGGCGCUGACCAUUAUCCCUGCAGUGAUUUGUAAGCACAUGGCGUUGAGACGAAGCUCCGAGGUUGUAGACCCCGGCCGGAGUUUUGUCCUAGUAUACGUUAUGCGAGGUGGUGUCAUACUCUUAUACCGCACAAUGCAAGCAGAUUUGAAAAGCAUUUGGCUUUUUAUAGGAUUAUCUCUGUUUUCUGGUAUUCUAAACUUUUUGGAAAAGGCAACCCAUGGAAUACGGAUGAAAUUGUGGACAUACAUUAUCUCACGUUUGAAUCGAACUGUUUGCUGUCAAGGGCUCAAGGAAUUGCCUCAGAAUACACCACAUUAUAG
Paramuricea clavata is the source of this 1172-nucleotide messenger RNA. NCBI's taxonomy places the organism in Eukaryota, Metazoa, Cnidaria, Anthozoa, Malacalcyonacea, Plexauridae. The record is from the annotation of a GenBank genome assembly.